This is a messenger RNA of Bursaphelenchus xylophilus (pine wood nematode), 3220 nucleotides long. NCBI's taxonomy places the organism in Eukaryota, Metazoa, Nematoda, Chromadorea, Rhabditida, Aphelenchoididae. The record is from the annotation of a GenBank genome assembly.
AUGUCGGAUGAGAGCGUUCCUGGCUCGGCACGUCAUUCCAGCCGUUUUCAGGAACAGUGGGUAAGUCUACCUCAAUUUGACGAGACAUUGCCUCAGGGCAUAGACGGACAACAAACAAUUUGUUUUGUUUUCAGCGUCACGCCAGGAUUCAGCCUUUGGAAUCUGAUGUGGAUUCACUCUCCCAAUACUCCACAAGUACCAAAUCUUCUGCACGUGCUGUCGUUGUCCAGGAGAACCAAGAGCACGUCGAAACGCCGGAGACGUCAGACUUGAGGGUGACCACAAUCACCGUCACCAAUGCGGAGAAUGUACCCGCUGUAGCCUCAACUCCCAAUCACUUGUAAGGUCGAAGUACAAAAAAUGCAUAAUUGCACCAAUAAAUUAGCGUUUUAAGUACAGGGUGUCCCAAAAAAAUGCAUGUUAUUUUUAUUUAUAAGCUUAGCCACUUAACUAUGAGAAUCAAUGCCUUCACCCGGACGUUUUACUAAUUUAUGAGCCUUUAAAUUAGAAAAAGGAUGCUUGGAAUCUCGAAAAACAGCAAGAGAUCUGUUUAGGAAACUGAUUUUAGAAGCGCGAGAGAUGGAAGGACCACAUCCUUGACGGCCGAAUCCGAAAGAGAGGAUGAAAUCCCGUCUAGACUUUCAUUUAUCGUCAAAGAAAAGCUCCACGAAUUCGCAAAAGACAUAAGAAGACGGACUUCGGAAGUCCGGGAAGAGAUUAUUCGAGAUCUGACACCCGAACCUGAAGAAGAUGUGGACAAUCAGUCGGAGAAAGGCCAGGACGAUUCCUCUCUGCUCUCUCUGAUUGGUCUCCAUGAACAAGAAGUAGCCGAGGCCUCUGGAAGGUACUUCGGAUUCAUCCCCAAAUCGGUGAAUCCAUUUAGUAAGUUGUGUUCCGAAGAGAAGCGAUUUGAGAUUGGACAAUGUAGAGUAAUAAUAAAACAGGAUCGAGGACUGAGUAAUCUCUAACCUUUGUCAAAUUUAAUACAAAGUAGAAGGGCAGUAACAGGGCAUAGCAGACGGUAAUAUGAUCAAAUUAAGGCAAAAGUUACAUGGCCUGGCUAUGUGUGGUGGUCCUCGCCUUUCUCUACAACGCCUUCGCCAUCCCCCUUAGAAGCACGUAUCCCUACCAAACAGAUGUUAAUGUCAUGUAUUGGAUGAUGCUGGAUUAUACCAGUGAUCUCGUAUAUCUCCUAGACAUGGGUGUAGUCAAACCGAGGAUGGUAUUUACAAGAGGGGGCAUUACAAUCGUAAGACAAACAGCAUUGAAUUAUUUUACAUGAAACUUUAGAAAGAUCCAAAGGAAAUGAAGAAGCAUUAUUUGAUAAGUAAUACUUUCAAGAUGGACUUGGUAUCCCUACUUCCGUUUGAUCUAGGUUACAUAUACACGGGCCCUGUAGCCGCCUGGAGAUUGGUUAGGCUGGGUAAAUUGGGAUCGUUCUGGGAGUUCUUCGACCUUCUGGACAGCUCAUUUUCAAACCCUUAUAUUGUUAGGUAAGUGGUAUGAUAACCAACCAUGUACAUACGACUAUUUGCAGGAUAACGAAAACAUUCAGUUAUAUGAUAUACAUCAUUCAUUGCAACAGCUGCGUAUAUUACAUGUUGAGUGCGUGGCAAGCCUUUGGGCAGAUUGCAUACCGCUACAAAGACCGAUGGUAUCUCAAUAAGUGGGUCUACAACAACCAGGGAAACGCCUACAUACGAUGUUUCUACUUUACAUCAGCAGUAGCCACUUCGACGGGAAAUAAUCCUGCACCCACGAACGUAAUCGAAUACAUCUAUAUGACCUUCUCCUGGAUGAUGGGCGUCUUCGUAUUUGCGUUGUUGCUUGGUCAGGUAAGUCAUCUAACACCGGAAACAUCAACGAGUAAUCACGUUGCAGAUCCGCGAUAUUGUGUCAAAUGCAAACAAAAACAACGAGGAGUUCAGGAAUAUAAUGGACAAGGCGCUGGCCGAGUGCAAACGACUCGAACUCCCCGAGCAUUUAAUUAACCGCGUACGUGUCUGGUUCAUGUACACAUGGGAACAGCAAAAGACAUUGGACGAAAAGAAAUUAGUCGAAAAAUUACCCCUGAAACUGCAAACCGAUCUCGCCUUAUCCGUCCAUUACAACACACUAAGUAAAGUGCAACUCUUCCAAGUAAGUCCGGAUCAUGUGACUCUUACGUAGAAGGGGUCAAACAUCAAGUAAAAAUAGACUUAACAUACGACUACGGUACUUUCAGGAUGCUGAUCGGGCCCUAUUGAGAGAUCUGGUUUUAAAACUGAAACCCGUCAUCUUCCUACCUGGGGAUAUGAUCUGUAGAAAAGGAGACGUGGGAAAAGAAAUGUACAUUGUAAAUCAAGGGAUCUUGGAAGUGGUGGGCGACGCCAACCAGGUAUUUGCAACCCUCAAGGAAGGCUCCGUUUUUGGAGAGAUCAGGUAAACGCGGUUGUUUACACUUAUGACAUGCAUAACAUGGUCACGAACACGGCAUUUCCUUUUCGCAGGCUCUUAAUAAAACUUUCUAUACUAAAAAUUGUUAUGCGCUUUACAGUCUAUUGGCGAUUGGAGGUAACAACCGGAGGACUGCGAACAUCAGAUCCAAGGGGUACUCCACGUUGUUUGUACUGUCCAAGGAAGAUCUCAAUGACGUCAUCCGAGAUUAUCCCGACGCGCAACAAUUGUUGAAGAAGAAAGCACGGUAAAUUCAGAGCCCAACGAAAAUAUUUUUAGAAAAAUGUUGAAAAAAGAUGAAAAAAAAGAUGACAAUAACAAGGACAAAGCAAGGGAAGAACUCAAGGACAAGUGCAGAGUAUCAGCCGAUAUCAGGGUACCCAAAUUUCUUCAGACAGUCCGACAAUUACUUCCCAAGGAAUCGCAGACAAAACAGGAACUGGAAAAAGUAUUUGAAAGUGAGAGACAAAAAAAGGCCCAGAAAGGCUCAAGGGGACUAGUUUUAUUAAAGUGGGGGAGGGAUUCAGGAAGUCACCCUUAAGCCGGAAAUGGGUUGGAAACAGUUUGACAACUUGAUACUUUUAAAUUAGAUGUUUUUGCAGAGAAAACGAGAGACCGACGUCGACUCAAGAGAUGGAGUACGAUCCCUUGUCGUUUCGACGGUGAUAAAAUUCCCAGGAUUCAAAGGGCCAAAUCUUUGGAUGCCAGGCCUGAGGACGAAGAUCCAGAGGAACCACAUAGUUCUGCUCAGUUACCCAAUCCAAAUGCAAAUAAAUUCAAGUGA